AAUGAAUCCCCUAACUAACGUGAAAAACCUUAAUAAAAUAAAUAAAAUAGAACUUGAGGCCGGGAUUGCCGGAACUUCAGGAUCUUGGCAUAAGAAGUAUAAAGAUUCGGCAUGGAUAUUUAUAGGUGGACUUCCAUACGAAUUAACCGAGGGUGAUGCUCUUUGUGUGUUCUCACAGUACGGAGAAAUUGUAAAUAUUAAUCUAAUCAGGGAUAGAAAAACUGGAAAAAUGAAAGGAUUUGGUUUCUUAUGUUACGAAGAUCAAAGAAGUACUAUUCUUGCAGUCGAUAAUUUAAAUGGUAUAAAAAUAUGUGGAAGAACAAUCAGAGUAGAUCAUGUUGAAGAAUAUAAAGUAAAACUACACGACGACGUAGACGAAACUACGAAACAGGUAAUAAUGGAAGGCUGCGCACCAGUAGCAGUUAUUCCCAGCGAUGACGAAAGGAAGAAAAAAUCAAAAAAGAAAAAAAAAAAGUCAAAAAAAUCGAAAAAGAAAGCUAAAAAAGCAGAAAGUUCCGAUGAUUCUGCGACAACAGAUAGUGAAUUCGAGUCAAAGGCAGACGUUAAAGCUAAUAUAAAAAGGGAAAAUAGCAAAUGGGAUGAAAGACCUGUUAAACAAGAGAGAGACGCUGAAAGUAGACGGAAUUCUAAAUGGGAUAAAAGGCAAACUGAAGAAUUUGAAUCUGAAAGAACUUUUAAACAGGAGAGAGAGUCUCAUUCAAAUAGAAGAGGGACUGGAGAUAGGCGUGAACAUUAUAAUUCGAGAGAUAUCCGUAGGUCUAGAUCAAGGUCCGGUGAGAGGAGGUAUGAUGGAAAGCAGAGAUUUCCAAAGAGAGAGCAACGAUCUAGAUCACGCUCCCCAGGUAUUAGACGAAACCGUGACGAAUACAGAGAAAAAAAUGAUUCAAGUACAUCAAAAUUGAGGCACGAUAGGAAUUUUCAAAGUCGAAAAUCAAGAUCGAGAUCGGCCGAACGAGGAAGAAACAAUAAUGAUAAAAAUUCCAGAAGAGAUCGUAGAGUUAAAUCUCGAUCUCAUGAUAGGCAAACUAGGAGAACGCGAUCCAGGUCAAGAUCCCCUAGGCGCUACAAGCGAUAG
This is a messenger RNA of Dimorphilus gyrociliatus, 1096 nucleotides long. Lineage: Eukaryota; Metazoa; Annelida; Polychaeta; Dinophilidae. The record is from the annotation of a GenBank genome assembly.